AUGCUUGAAAAACUGAAACGAAAUAAAAUUCUUGUAAUAGCAGUAAGUUUAUUUUUAAUUCUCAUCAUUGGAUCAUUUCCUUCUGAUGUUAAUAUUUCAAACAAUAAUGAAAAUUAUUUUCUUGAUACUAACGCAAUAUUUGAUGCCUUAAAACAAGCAAAAAGUCUUGAAGCUGAACUUGAGCAAAGAUAUCAAUUAACUGCUAUUCUACUUCAUUGGAAGCAUUUAUCACGAGCACAACUAACAGUUCAAUACUAUCUUAAUAUAAAUUUUUUCAAAGAAAUUAUUGUUUGGAAUAAUAAUCCACUUAUUAAUCUUACUCUUAAUGAAUUUCUGACAAAUAAUCAAUCACAUAAUUUAGUUCGUAUCAUUAAUUCUAAAGAGAAUUUAAAAGAUGAAGCAAAAUAUCGAGCAUGUGCUGAAGCUAAAACACUUGCUUGUUUUUAUGCUGAUGAUGGUUGGGAUGUAUCUCAUUACAUGAAUACACUAAUUGCUAGUUUUCUAUCAGAUCCAAAUGUUUUACAUUCAGCGACAAAUGAAGUGACAUAUUAUAACAAUAUGUUAUGGACAUUUAUGGAUUCUCAAAUUGAUUUACAUACAGGAUUUUCAUGGCUCGGACGUGGCAGUAUAUUUUUACGUGAACAUGCUCAACGACAUCUUCAAUUACUUACAAUGAAUUUACAAACUAACCAAGAAUUAUUUGCAUUCAGUGAUUUAUUUUUUUCCAUUUGGCUCAAUGAUAUUCCAUCGCAAAUGCUAGUAAAUCUUCGUUCGCUACCAACAAAUGUGAGUGAGGCUGACAUAUUAUUUUCAUCUAUAAAUAAUUUUUAUGACUUUCAAUACACAAGCUCAGUUCUUGCUAUCCGUAAACUUGAAUAUUCACUACGUUUAAACCAAUCAACGAUGACUGUUAGUUUUCCUCGAAAACAAAAUCGUCGAUUUCCAUAUUGUGUUAAAUCACCUAGUCCACAAGAUGAUUUUAUAUUCUACAGCAAUGUUUUACCUGUUGAUAUUGAACAUAUUCAAUUUGAUGUUACACGAGAUGCCGAAAGAGGAACAUAUCGAAAUGUUCCUGGUGGUCCGAAUUACACACAUUUCGUCAAUUAUAAUACAUUGAAAGCGGUUGAUCAUGAUGAAACAACAUGUUGGCGUCCAAAAGGAUUUGUGAACAAGGGCGACUUUUUUGCUAUUGACUUUUUACGUAUACAAAGUGAUAUUAUAUUUUCACUGACUAUUGGACAUAGUCAAAAAGUACAAAAUAGUCUUAAUAUACGAAUAUCAUUUGAUGGUAUACGGUGGAUAUCACAUCAAUCACUCAAGGGCAUUUCUAUUAUUGUCAAUCGAAAGUCCACUGCAAAAUUUCAACGAUUAGUUAUCGAUUCAAGGCAAUUUUCUCCUGAAUUACAAUCAUUUCGUUAUGUUGUAUUCAAUGCAACGUAUGCUUUGGACGAAGCAUUUCAAGUGUGUGAUGUCCAAAUUAUAAAAAGUUCUAAAAGCAAUUCUAAAUAA
Molecule: messenger RNA, 1509 nt
Organism: Rotaria sp. Silwood1
Lineage: Eukaryota; Metazoa; Rotifera; Eurotatoria; Philodinida; Philodinidae
Source: the annotation of a GenBank genome assembly